Molecule: messenger RNA, 2551 nt
Organism: Ceratotherium simum simum (southern white rhinoceros)
Lineage: Eukaryota; Metazoa; Chordata; Mammalia; Perissodactyla; Rhinocerotidae
Gene: ZNF892
Product: zinc finger protein 892
Biological process (GO): regulation of transcription by RNA polymerase II
Cellular component (GO): nucleus
Molecular function (GO): RNA polymerase II cis-regulatory region sequence-specific DNA binding; DNA-binding transcription activator activity, RNA polymerase II-specific
Source: RefSeq, a predicted model, not a curated record
CGCGCCCCUCGCGGGUUCACCGCGCCCUCCUCCUGCGGUGGAGGUCACCUGCGCGGGCCGGGGAGGGAGUCGCAUGGAGCCGGGGAGCAGAGGGUCACUUUCUGAGGACUCAGACCUUCUUGGUGCUGGAAACCCAAAAGCAAAUGGCAUGACCACUGUGCUGCUGACCAUUGCAUCCCAGGAGUCGUUGAUGAUCAGGGAUAUGGCUGAGGCUCUCACCCAGUGGGGGCAACUGAACCCUCCUCAGGGAGAUGUGCCUGAGAAGCAUAGGAAUCUAGUGUUGCUGGGGCUUCCAAUUUCCAAGCCUGAUGUAAUCUCUCAGUUGGAGUGUGGGGAGGAGCCAGAGAGAGAAGUCUCAAAAGCAACUAGGCCAGACAGGGAGACAAGACCAGGAAGCAAGGAGCUAACUCCAGAGCAGGGCAUUUCUGAAGAAGAAUCAGCCCCUGGGGUGUUAAUAGCAAGAUUUCCAAAGGACACUUCCAGUGAAUGUGAAGAUUCUUUAGAGAGUCAGUGGGAAAACCAUGAGAAACAUUUAAAACAAGAGGUUGUCACUCAGAAGAAGUCUUCUGGGGAGAGAGGUUACCAGUGUGAUGAAUCUGGAAGAAAUUUUAAUUGGAGGUCAUUACAUGUUCAGCAGCAAGGAGACAGACUAUAUAAUCGUGAGUCAUUUAAAAAGAACUUAAAACAGAAUUCAGAUCUAACGAGGCAUGAGAAGAUUUGUGCAGCAAAGAAGCCUUGGAAGUGUAAUGAGUGUGAGAAAGCCUUUAGUUACUACUCAGCUUUUGUCUUGCAUCAGAGAAUUCACACAGGAGAAAAACCUUACGAAUGUAACGAAUGUGGUAAAGCCUUUAGCCAGAGCAUACACCUUACUCUACACCAGAGAAUUCAUACUGGAGAGAAACCCUAUGAAUGUCAUGAAUGUGGGAAAGCCUUCAGUCACCGCUCAGCCCUUAUUCGGCAUCAUAUAAUUCAUACUGGAGAGAAACCCUAUGAAUGCAAUGAAUGUGGGAAGGCCUUUAAUCAGAGUUCGUAUCUCACUCAACAUCAGCGGAUUCAUACUGGAGAGAAACCUUAUGAGUGUAAUGAAUGUGGGAAGGCCUUCAGCCAAAGCACGUUCCUUACCCAGCAUCAGGUCAUUCACACUGGAGAGAAACCGUAUAAGUGUAAUGAAUGUGGAAAAGCCUUCAGUGAUCGAUCAGGCCUUAUUCAGCACCAGAGAACUCAUACUGGGGAGAGGCCUUAUGAGUGUAAUGAAUGUGGGAAAGCCUUUGGCUACUGUUCAGCCCUCACUCAACACCAGAGAACUCAUACUGGGGAGAAACCCUAUAAAUGCAAUGAUUGUGCCAAAGCCUUCAGUGACCGCUCAGCCCUUAUUCGUCAUCAGAGAACACACACUGGAGAGAAACCUUACAAGUGUAAGGAUUGUGGGAAAGCAUUCAGCCAGAGCUCAUCUCUUACAAAGCAUCAGAAAACUCACACUGGAGAAAAACCCUAUAAAUGUAAGGAAUGUGGAAAAGCUUUCAGCCAGAGUUCAUCCCUUUCCCAACAUCAGAAAACUCAUGCUGGAGGGAAAACCAGGGAAUAUGGAAAAUCCUUUAGUGAGCGUUCAGCCUUUGGCCAGCAAAAGAGAAUUCAUACUGGAUAAAAACUAUAUAAAUGUAGUACAUUCAGAGCAUAUUUAUUGAACAAUUACUAUACAUGCUGUGAGGGCUACGAAGGAAUUUAAGACUGUGUUACAAAAAAGAUAUUAAUUGAGAAAUCAUUGAUAUGGGACAUAGCUUACUUAGAAUACGAAAGAGGAGUUUUACAUUUUUUAAAAUGUCCUAAUGGAGGACAUUGUGAAUUUCCCUGGGGAAAGAAGAAAAUUAUUUCUAACAUCCUAAUGUAUAUGUAAGCUACCAAAUCCUUGAGAGAGAAAUAGGGUAUGCCGAGAUGGAAAGAGGAUGUCUUUGCUGGGCUAGGUGGUCUCAUAAUGCUAAAGGGGUGAAGUUUUAAAGAAUAAGUGCUACUUUUAGGGAAAUUGCAGGGGUAGAAAUCAAGAGAUUGAAAAUUCACAGUGAGUUUGUCCAGGGUUGGGAGUGGUGCUGGAAGGGAAGUUGUCCUUGGUCUUAAGUACAAGGACAUUUAGGAGAUAGAUGGAAAGGAUAGAGAAAAAGAGCUGGGAGAAUGAACUCAAGGAACGUUGAUUGAGAUAACUACUCAAGUGAGUACUCACAACCAGGAAAAAUAUUUGUCAGACUUGUUAGUUGGUCAGUUGCAAAGUUUCCACCCUGAAGCCGAGGAAUAUUGGCCUGGCAGUCUGCUUCUGCACUGUUUGUCUUUUAGACCUUGUUUACUGAGACGUUGCCUACUAAGAAUCAUGUUAACUCUAAGGGCCAAGACUGACAGCCUAGAAAGGGAGAGUACAGAAGGGACCUUUGAUGUUUUCAGUCAGUUUUAAGCUAUCUGAGUUACCUGAGAAGGUGCUUAUUUAUAAAGAUUUACCUCAGUUGUAUGUAGUUUGUACCUUAGGCUUUUUCAUACCAUAGUAAAAUUUAGUUGUAGACCUGAA